Molecule: messenger RNA, 1368 nt
Organism: Sordaria macrospora k-hell
Lineage: Eukaryota; Fungi; Ascomycota; Sordariomycetes; Sordariales; Sordariaceae
Biological process (GO): carbohydrate metabolic process
Molecular function (GO): hydrolase activity, hydrolyzing O-glycosyl compounds
Source: RefSeq, a predicted model, not a curated record
AUGUUCACUCAGUUCGCCGCCCUCGCGGCCUUUGUCGGCUUCGCCGCCGCCCAGCAAGUUGGCAAAGAGACGACCGAAACCCAUCCCAAGAUGACAUGGCAAAAGUGUACCGCCGGUGGCUCGUGCAGCAACGUGAACGGCGAGGUCACCAUCGACGCCAACUGGCGCUGGGUGCACGACAAGAACGGCUACACCAACUGCUACAAUGGCAACGCAUGGAACACGACGAUUUGCAAGGACGGCAAGUCGUGUGCGUCCAACUGCGCUAUUGAUGGCGCUUCGUACGCGUCGACGUAUGGUGCUUCGACCAGCGGUAAUGCGCUGACGUUGAAGUUUGUACAAAAGGGGGAUUACUCCACCAACAUUGGUUCUCGUCUGUACAUGAUGAACGGCGCCAGCAAGUAUCAGAUGUACACUCUUCUCGGCAACGAGUUCACAUUUGACGUGGACGUCUCCAAGCUUGGCUGCGGUCUCAACGGUGCCUUGUACUUCGUCUCCAUGGACGAGGACGGUGGUCUGUCCAAGUACUCCGGCAACAAGGCCGGCGCCAAAUACGGCACCGGAUAUUGCGAUGCCCAAUGCCCGCGCGACUUGAAGUUCAUCAAUGGCGAGGCCAACGUAGGCGAAUGGAAGGAGUCCACCAACGAUCCCAACGCCGGCGUGGGCAAGUACGGCUCUUGCUGCACUGAGAUGGAUAUCUGGGAAGCAAACUCAAUCUCCACAGCCUUCACCCCCCACCCCUGCACCACCACCGGCCAACAUCGAUGCGAAGGUGACGCCUGCGGCGGCACUUACUCGGACGACCGCUACUCCGGCACCUGCGACCCGGACGGGUGCGACUUCAACUCCUACCGGCAAGGCGUGCGCGACUUCUACGGGCCCGGCAUGACCGUAGACACUACGAAAAAAUUCACCGUCGUAACCCAGUUCAUCAAGGGCUCUUCGGGCGAGCUCUCCGAAAUCAAGCGCUUCUACGUGCAAAACGGCAAGGUGAUCGCCAACAGCGAGUCCACCAUCGACGGCAACCCGGGCAACUCGCUCACGCCGGACUUCUGCGAGAAGCAAAAGGUGGCGUUCAGCGACGCGGACAUUUUCGCCAACAAGGGCGGGUUCGCGCAGUUCAGCGCGGCGAUUGCCAAGCCUAUGGUUUUGGUCAUGAGCCUGUGGGAUGAUCACUAUGCGAACAUGUUGUGGUUAGAUUCGACUUUCCCGGUCGAUGCGGACCCGGAGGCGCCGGGCAAGGGCAGGGGAAGCUGUGAGACUAGCUCGGGGGUGCCGGCGGAGAUUGAGAGUGCGCAGGCUAAUAAUCAGGUUGUUUAUUCGAACAUCAAGUUCGGUUCUAUCGGUUCGACUUUUAAACAACCUUGA